This is a messenger RNA of Phymastichus coffea, 1473 nucleotides long. RefSeq lists its product as uncharacterized. Gene Ontology annotation, cellular component: replication fork; centrosome; Rad51B-Rad51C-Rad51D-XRCC2 complex. NCBI's taxonomy places the organism in Eukaryota, Metazoa, Arthropoda, Insecta, Hymenoptera, Eulophidae. The record is from RefSeq and is a predicted model, not a curated record. Gene Ontology annotation, biological process: double-strand break repair via homologous recombination; DNA strand invasion; telomere maintenance. The coding region runs from base 253 to 1215 and encodes 320 amino acids. Gene Ontology annotation, molecular function: ATP binding; ATP-dependent DNA damage sensor activity; single-stranded DNA binding. The transcript has 5 exons.
GCAGGGGCCUGUUUUCUUAAAAGUUGCAGUAUGCAACGUAUUUAAAAUCUCUUUUGCAUACGACACUUGCUUAUAGACGAAGAAAGCCAACGUAUUAUUGGUUAGCAGUACUGAGAGGAUAAGAACAGUUAUAAGAAAAGACUUUACGCAGGUGUUGCAAGAUCGCCCACGCGUACAGCUCGUAAAAUACAUACGUAAAUUUACCGAACGCGGACUCACCCAUCAACGUAGCGUCAAAGGUUUGGCAAGCAAAUGGCAAGAUUAAUUUCGAGCGUAUUUCCAGUACUAAUGAACGAAAGUAUUGUGUCUAAAUUGCACUCCGAAGGUAUCCUCACCGUUUACGAUUUUAUGCUGCAGAAAUGCGACGCACUAAUGAGAAAAACUGGCUUGACCUUCAAGGAAAUAGAAGAAAUACGUGAAUAUUUUUCCACGCAAUUCGGAUGGGAAAUAACAUAUCCUGGUGAUCUCUUUGAGCGAGAAUCCAAGCAGAAGAUACUAACCGGAAUAAAAAAUCUGGAUGCUCUGCUGGAAGGUGGAUUGGGUUGCGGUACAAUUUACGAAAUUUGCGGGUCUUCCUCAGCCGGGAAAUCGCAACUGUGUCACUGGCUGUCGAUGCACGCGACUUCCAACGGCUCCGCGGUGGUGCACUACAUCGAUGCCAGCAGAAACUUCUGCGCCUCGCGAAUUCAAAUGAUGCUAGAGUCCAGACAUUGCGAUGAUGGAAUGAUUGGAUACGUUAUGAGUAAUAUCAAAGUUUAUCAGAUUUGCAAAAUCUACGAACUUUUCAACAUACUUUAUAGCCUGUCGAAGUCGCCGGAUAAAGAACAAAGUAAAUCAUCCAAAAGGUUGAUUAUCGUCGAUUCACUGUCAGUAUUGUGCGCAAUUGUUUCAAAUAGAGACUUGAAUCCACUUUUAUGCAACGUCGCCGUCAUGUGCAGAGACAUCAUUAAUCACUCUCAGGUUGUGGUUUUGAUUGUCAAUACUGUGAGGUCUCAGCAAGCAGGAUUGUUUUUAUCUAAGGAGACUGAAAACAACUUUGUACUUCAAAUUAAACCAUCACUAGGAAACUAUUGGUUGAAUGUGCCAAAUGUUAGAUUGUUAAUGACUCAAAAGGAGAACGGACGAAGAAAGAUCGCCGUAUGGAAUAGUCAAGAGUUAGUAGAUGAAAAAAGUUGCAUAGUACAAAUCAAAGAUGAAGGUGUUUUUCAAAUCUGACAAUCUGCUUGUCUACCAAUUAGACAUAUUACUUUGGAGGCGUAGUUUUAUGCCCCCUCCCCUCAGAAAAAAGGAUGAGAAAGUAUCCUUUUAAGAUUUUGUUGGGCAUUUUGAUGUUGAUUCUCGAUACGACCAUGGACCCGUUUUUUUCUUUUCAUCAAUCGUCAUUGUUAUAGUUUACCUUUCCCGGGUAACAUUACAACAGAGCACGCUGUGAGAACAUGAUGUCGUUGUAAAAAUACACUUUUAAUUAAGUCU